AUGGACAAUGCACGGUAUGGGCACAUGCGCAUCAAGCCCGGCCAAGUCAAGGCGGUUGAUGUGCUCGAGGAAGAGGAGCCAGAGCAAGACCCAAACCGUCGAUCUUGGGGCGAAGAUCCUAAAAGCUACUGGGGUAGGCGCAAAGUGACCUACCUGGGUCACCGAGUGUCGGCAGGCCGGUUGGAGGCGAGGCCGAAAGACCUCUAA
Phytophthora megakarya is the source of this 207-nucleotide messenger RNA. The record is from the annotation of a GenBank genome assembly. Lineage: Eukaryota; Oomycota; Peronosporomycetes; Peronosporales; Peronosporaceae.